Cinara cedri is the source of this 776-nucleotide messenger RNA. Lineage: Eukaryota; Metazoa; Arthropoda; Insecta; Hemiptera; Aphididae. The record is from the annotation of a GenBank genome assembly.
AUGGUCAAUCACCAUGAUGCAGUAGUAUUAUUUGAAGAACUUCAAUCGGCCAUUUUACAUGCACUACAGUACGUUUCACGGAACUAGCGACUCCGCAGUGGCGCUUCCGGUGGUGAAAUUUCAGUGUUCCGCGGUUUCUCAAACUUGCACACAAUACGCGGCAAUUUAGAAUACUGCACGGUUUUUAAAAAUAAGAAUAAAAGUAAUUAUUUUAUUUAUUGUAUAAUAUAUAUAGUGGUUAUAAAAUGUUUGGCAGUGGAAGGUAAAAUUCAUAUCAACAGGGCCAGCUGUUCGAUGGUUUAUUGCCGCGUCAUUUUUAAAUUACCGAGCUUUUUUAGUCACACGUUUAGGAAACCCUCACGGAAAUCUAUCACCGGAAGCGCCACUGCGGAGUCGCUAGUUUCGUAAAACGUACUGUAGAUAAAAUUACACUUUGAACAGAUUCUGAUACUUUUAGUUCUGCAAGUCAUCUUUUUACUGCGAUAAAACAGUUAAAAUUUCAAACAGCUUUAUCAAUUUCAGUGAAAAUACUUUCCACAAGUUUUCCAGUUAGCCGAUAUCUUCAAACAGUAAAUCUUGAUUUUAAAACUGCAUUAGAAGCUGCUAAUGUUCAGAAUAAUACUCAGGAUAUUAGAAAAAAUUGUGAUGUAGAGUUUCAACAAUUAUUUUUAUCUGUAAUAACUGUUUGUGAAAAAUUUGAUACAACUGUUAAUUUUCCACGUCAAUCUAAAUCAGAUGAUCCAGAAUAUUUUUUGAAGUAUUCAUACCUUUUAUAA